This is a messenger RNA of Eurytemora carolleeae, 1589 nucleotides long. Its product is annotated as protein AATF. Gene Ontology annotation, biological process: regulation of transcription by RNA polymerase II. The transcript is spliced from 4 exons. The coding region runs from base 27 to 1562 and encodes 511 amino acids. Gene Ontology annotation, cellular component: nucleus; nucleolus. NCBI's taxonomy places the organism in Eukaryota, Metazoa, Arthropoda, Copepoda, Calanoida, Temoridae. The record is from RefSeq and is a predicted model, not a curated record.
ACAAGUUUUAAUCUGUACGUUGAAACAUGAGAAAUAAACGAUAUGUUCGGAGCGACGUGUUUCAAUCUUCCUCGUUUCAGAAUAUCAUGUCGUUGGCUGAGAAACUUGCAAACCUUGUCAACCCUGAACCUAUUUUCCAGGAUCCAGAGAUAGAGCAGGAUCAAACUGCUGCUAAGGUUGCAGAUUUUGAACCCGAGUUGGAGGAUUCUGAAUAUCUCUCUGGAGUUGGAGGAUCAGAACGGAGUAAGCUUCGGAUCAAGAACGCGGAUCUAGAUGAGGACUCCAGGUAUGCCGGGAAGAAGAUCAGUAGAUCUAGGAUUGCUAAACAGAGAGGAGAAGAAGUUGAAGAUACAGCUGUAGAUCUGCGUGAACAGGCGGCAGCAGAGCUUGGACAUAUGUUUGAGGGAGCUGAUGAAGAGGAUGAGUCAGAGGAGGAGGAAGGGGACGAAGAUGAGGAAGAAGGAGACGAAGAUGAGGAAGAAGGAGACGAUGAUGAAGGUUGGGAGGUUGAAGAUGGAGGAAAGGAAGAGAAUAACAAGAAUGGUUUUGUAUUUGACAAAGAAACAGAUUUUUCCCAGUAUGGAGAUCUGGAAGAAGAAGAGGAUAGUGAAGGAAGUGAGCAGGAGGGGGAAAAGGAAGCAGAAGUAGAUUCAGACCAAGAAGAUGACGAGGAAGCAGAUAGUGAAGUAGAAGAUGAAGAAAAUUUGUUGAGAAAAAAUGGUUUAUCCGAAGAAGUAGAGAAGGGUAAAGCUGUUCAGCACCAGCUCAAGGUUUGGGAUAAACUGCUGGAAACCAGGAUUCAGCAGCAAAAGCUACUCACAAGGAUAAACCGUCUUCCUGUAGAUCCUUACUGGAGUCAACUCUGCUCCGAGGGAGACGGAGAGUUUAAAACUCAAGUCACUGAAACUCAAAAAUCUCUUAAACUUCUUCUUAACGAAUUGUUUGAAUUGGAGGCUGUCCUUGUAAACUCUGAGGCUGAAGAACCUCCGAGAAAAAAGAAGAAAUUGACCGAGUUCAGCGAUACCUUAAUUCAAAACCAUCAAGAAUAUAAGCCGGAGAGAAAUGAAAUAAUACAGAAAUGGAGUGACAAAACAAGAAUAGCGUCCGGAAAAAAUUCUUUCUCGUCAAUGGAAACCUCCACUGUCCUCCAGAUAGAUCAGAUCCUCGCCAAUCCGGCGAGGUUGAUUGCUAGAACUAAAUUGAAACGAACCAACUACCAGACAAUAGGACGAUCAGGAGAGAUGGCCGAGAAUGAGAUGAAUGAGACGGAUCCUGAUAUAUUUGACGACGAUGAUUUCUACCAUCAACUUCUCAGAGAUCUGAUCGAUAGGAAAACUAACAGCUCUUCUGAUCAGUCUCAGUUGACUAGACAGUGGCUUGAAGUACAGAAGCUUAGAACAAAGUUAAAGAAGAAAGUGGACACUAAAGCAUCCAAAGGAAGAAAGGUUAGAUAUGAUAUCCAUGCCAAGCUGGUGAACUUCAUGGCUCCGAUGUUUGAAAGGAUGGAGCGGGAGGAAACAAAGAACGAACUAUUCUCUUCUCUGUUUGGAAAGCGGAAAUAAAAUAAAUUUUUAAUAUUUUCAGAAAAA